UGAUCCUUUGUUCCAAUACGUAACCAUCUUCAUCUCCUCCUUAUUCUUCUCUCUUCCUUUAACGUUAUUAAGCCAACCCCUUCAUAUUUUUGUUCUCUCUUAGACAACUCUGUAGCAUUUUUACCUCAAACUUCUACAUUCAUGACCACUUCUUUCUCUGACCUGCUUUCAUCUUCCACCGACCACAACCUGGGAGGCUCCGAAAGGCCUCACGUGUUGUCGGAUAGAACAGGUUCUGGUGUCCCAAAAUUCAAGUCUUCAACCCCUCCAUCGCUCCCUCUCUCUUCUCCUCCUAAUUCUCAUCAUUCUCUUCCUCCUGUUUCUCCUUCUUUCUUUAAUAUCCCUCCUGGGUUAAGCCUUGCUGAACUUCUUGACUCUCCGGUUCUCCUCAACUCGUCUAACGUUUUGCCAUCUCCGACGACUGGAGCAUUUGCUGGUCAAAGCUUCAAUUGGAAGAUCAGUUCUGGAGAAAGCCACCAAAAUGUCAAAGAAGAAGACAAAAGCUUCUCAAGUUUCUCUUUCCAAACACAAGCACAACCUCCUGUUCCAUCUUCAACUAGCACAUCUCAAACAGGUUGGAGUUUUCAGGAAACAACUAAACAUGAUAGUUUUUCUUCAGGAAUGAGUAUGAGUACGGUGAAAACUGAAAACUCUUCUAUGCAGAGUUUCAUCCCUGAGAAUAACCACAAGAGUGGUUUUCAAUCAGAUUAUAACAGUUACCAUCCACAGGCUCAGACCUUGAAUAGAAAAUCAGAUGAUGGGUACAACUGGAGGAAAUAUGGGCAAAAACAAGUGAAAGGAAGUGAAAAUCCAAGAAGCUACUACAAAUGCACAUACCCCAAUUGCCCAACAAAGAAAAAGGUUGAAAGAUCUUUGGAUGGCCAAAUCACUGAGAUAGUUUACAAAGGUACUCAUAACCAUCCUAAGCCUCAGGCUACAAGGAGAAACUCAUUGUCUACCUCAUCACUUGCAAUCCCUCAUUCAAAUCAUGUCAGCACUGAAAUACCAAAUACCAAUCAUGGCAAUGGACAUAUGGAUUCAGUUGCCACCCCAGAAAACUCAUCAAUAUCAGUGGGAGAUGACGAUUUUGAUCAUAGUAAAUCAGGAGGAGAUGAGUUUGAUGAUGAUGAACCUGAUGCCAAAAGAUGGAAAAUAGAAGGUGAAAAUGAGGGUAUAUCAGCAGCAGGAAGUAGAACAGUGAAAGAACCCAGAGUUGUAGUUCAAACAACAAGUGACAUUGAUAUUCUAGAUGAUGGGUAUAGAUGGAGGAAAUAUGGGCAGAAAGUUGUAAAGGGAAAUCCAAAUCCAAGGAGUUACUACAAGUGUACAUACCCAGGAUGUCCAGUGAGGAAGCAUGUAGAGAGAGCCUCACAUGACUUAAGGGCAGUGAUCACAACCUAUGAGGGAAAGCACAACCAUGAUGUGCCAGCAGCACGUGGAAGUGGCAACAAUUCUAUCAAUAGACCAAUGCCAAACAACACCAUUAGUGCACCCCCUUCUAUAUACACUAACAAUUCCAUCAACAAUUCUCUUCAGAAUCUUAGAGCAUCAGCACCAGAAGGGCAAUCUCCCUUCAACCCUCAGAUGCUGCAAAGCUCAAGAAGCUUUGGAUUCCAAGGGUUUGGAAAUCCAAUGGAGUCUUACAUGAAUCAGCUAUCUGACAAUGUUUUUACUUCUAGAGCCAAGGAGGAGCCUGGAGAUGAUUCAUUUCUUGAAUCUUUGCUAUGCUAAAGAAUUAUUAUUUUUCGCAUAGUUUUGGGUAUAUGGUUGGAAUUUUUUGAAGGGGUUGGUUCAGAAUUUUACUUGACCAAUAAGAUCUGGUUCAUUCCAUUUAUUGUAUUUCUUUUAUUGUAUAUUUUCAAACCCACAGGA
Molecule: messenger RNA, 1872 nt
Organism: Abrus precatorius (Indian licorice)
Lineage: Eukaryota; Viridiplantae; Streptophyta; Magnoliopsida; Fabales; Fabaceae
Product: WRKY transcription factor WRKY24-like
Exons: 6
Coding region: 142-1731 (529 amino acids)
Biological process (GO): regulation of DNA-templated transcription
Molecular function (GO): sequence-specific DNA binding; DNA-binding transcription factor activity
Source: RefSeq, a predicted model, not a curated record